GUGAGACCACAAAGGAAGAGAAGACAUGAAAACGGCUGUGCUGCUGUCCCUGGUGCUCAUUUUGGAGAAUGCACACUCCCAGCUUGCUGAAACCAACUGUAAAUAUUUUGCAAACGCUCUACCUCCCAGGCUCCGGGAGCUCAGGGCCACAUUUAACAGGGUUAAAGAAUAUUUUCAAACCCAAGAUGAGGAGCUUGACAUCAUGCUGCUAAAAGAGGAUUUACUGGAGGAUUUUAAGGGUUACUUGGGCUGCCAGUCAGUGGGAGAAAUGAUCCAGUUUUAUCUGGAAGACGUCUUGCCAAAUGUAAGCUCGAGCAAUACUAUCAACCAAGAUGUAGACUUUCUUGGAGACUUGCUGCUGGAACUGAGACAGUUAAUCAAGCGCUGUCACAGAUACUUCAUAUGUGAAAAGAAGAGCAAGACAAUAAAGGACAUCAAAGACACUUAUAAAAAGUUACAAGACAAAGGCAUCUAUAAAGCAAUGGGAGAAUUCGACACCUUCAUUAACUACAUUGAAGAGUAUCUUAUGAUGAAGAUGAGAAGAUGAAACUAUAAGACUUUGGGGUUUUUUUUUCCAAUGGAGAAACUGUUAUUUAUAAUAUGCUAUA
Messenger RNA from Anolis sagrei ordinatus, 608 nucleotides. It is a transcript of the gene IL10, whose product is annotated as interleukin 10. The record is from RefSeq and is a predicted model, not a curated record. Gene Ontology annotation, biological process: immune response. Gene Ontology annotation, cellular component: extracellular region. Gene Ontology annotation, molecular function: cytokine activity. NCBI's taxonomy places the organism in Eukaryota, Metazoa, Chordata, Lepidosauria, Squamata, Anolidae.